CUACCAUAGUCUCUCACUUUUGAAGGACAAUUUAGACGCUGAGAUUUGCCGUUUAGCUUAGAAUGAUUCUGGUAAGACUCCGAUUGGUUGGCUAAGAAGCGCACGGUGCAGGUGUAACCAACUUAUUUUCUUAUUUUGAUUCAUACUGUACAAAUGCGUGCGUUCUUUCGUAACGAUAUACAAUUAAAAUAAGCAGGAUUUAAUGUGUUAAUGUAUUAGUAUAUACGUGAUUAAUUUCCCAUUGAUUUAAAAAUUCGUGUCAAUACGCACUCGGCAGCUGCUUUGCACAACACCAAUCCGGAGAAUUACCGGUGGGAGCUAGGCGACAUUAGGCUCAGCUGGCCUCAUCAGAGUGGUCCUAUCCGUCUAAGUGUUCGAGUGACAGCGUUUGACGGGUGAGUUAGCCAUGGGUCGUAAGCUGGACCUGUCUGGUCUCACACAGGAGGAGGCGGAGCAUGUGCUGCAGGUGGUCCAGAGGGACAUGAGGCUCCGCAAGAAGGAGGAGGAGCGCCUCAGUGAGAUGAAGCUGGAGCUGGAUGAGGAGGGUAGCCGCUGCUCCCUGCUGUCUCGCCAGCGCCACUUCAACGAGCGCUGCUGCAUCCGCUGCAGCUCCCCCUUCAGCUUCCUGCUCAACCCCAAGAGGUCCUGCCGGGACUGUGGCUACAACGUCUGCAAGGCCUGCCGCGCCUACAGCAAGAAGGACAAAGCCUGGCUCUGCUCCGUCUGCCAGAAGACCCGGCUACUGAAGACCCGGUCACUGGAGUGGUACUACAACAAUGUUAAGUGUCGCUUCAAGAGGUUUGGCAGUGCCAAGGUGCUGAAGACCCUGUACAGGAAACACCUUGCAGAGCAUGGGACGCUAGCUGAGCUAACAGAGGGCAGCACCUACGAGGAGAGUAUUGGCAAUGACGACAGUAUAUGUGGCAGCGACUCAACAUUUUACAGACAAAGUGAAGAGCACAGCAUGGCAGAGACCCUGACGGUGGCAAUGAGAGUGGCAGAGGAGGCCAUAGAUGAAGCCAUCUCAAAGGCUGAAUUCCACACUGACAACCAGGCGAAGCAGAAUGAAGCUCAUUACCUGCAGCUGCACAGACAGGAACUCAUUGAGGAACUGGCCAAAACAAUUGUGCAAAAUGUCAUUCGGAGGAGGAGGAACCUGUCAGAGGGGAAGCCAGAGCUGGACUGGCGCUCUGACCAGAGCAGUGAGCAGUGUGCUGCCUGUCCUGCCUCCCACAGCAGCCAGCCCCCCAGCGGCCAGCCCCCCAGCGGCCAGCCCCCCAGCGGCCAGCCCCCCAGCAGCCAGCCCCCCAGCGGCCAGCCCCACAGCGCCCUCAAAGUCUUUAGGUCCCACUCUGCCUUUUCCCUGUUGGACACCAGCCCUGGAGAGCUGCCGCCAGGGCUGGAUCCCUCCCAGGGGCUGAAGAAGGAAGGGGGAGGGGCUGCCAUCACUAACUGGAAGAGUGUAGACCGCCUGGAUAACUCUAUGCUGAAGAGUCCUGACGGUAACUGGAUGGCCCUGCAGAGCACCCAGUUGUCCCGGCCCAGCCUGCUCACUAAGAGGAAGAGCCUGGUCUACAGCGUCCUGGAGAGGGAGUCCGGGGUGGUCUCCGCCUACGACGAGAUGGGCUCAGACACCGAGGCCGAGGGCGCCUGGGGCGCCGCCCUGCUGGAGAUCCGCAGGAAGAUGAACUCUGGCGCCCUCCUCCUCUCAGACUCCGAGGAAGGCAAGAACUCCAAGUCCCAGAAGUCCAUGCUCUCCCUGCUGAAGAGGAAGGUUCCCAUCGAGCACAGGCGCACCGGCACAGCGUCGCCCCGGAGACGGAGUGUCAUCGACAUGAACUUUAACCCCGAGGGGCCGGAGAGCAGUGGGGCGGAUGAACUGGAGGUGAACAAGGGCAGGAGGUUGAGGAAGAAGAAAAGGACUAAGAAGGACCAGGCGUCCCUCUCUUCCUCCGUGCCGGAGUACAGCACCAGGCUACUGGAAGCCCUGGUGAAAAAGCAUGCUGGGAAAAAGGAGAGCCAGUCUAGCUAUGUCUCUGAUGCAGUCACCCCGGACACCUUGACCUCCGAUGGUUUGACCUCUGGUGCCCUGACCCCUGACCCGUUUGACCCCGAGGUGGGGCUCACAGAAAACACGGAUGGGUCAGCAGCUAAAGCUGCCACAAUGAAUGAAGAACUGAACGUCAAACUGAGACAGCUGGCCGGCAGAGUGAGGGGGAAUCAGCCCACAGAGCAUUGGCUUGAUGAGGGGAGAGAGAACAAACAAGAGAGGCAUGGAGUGCAACAGGAAGUGGAGGACGGAAGAUUUCGGGACACGGAUGUAGAUAUGGAGAGAGGGCAAAUGGACGAGGUUAUGGAAGAAAGGAGAGGAGGGAGGGAAGGCGAGAAGGAAGAGAUGAUGUUCAACCUGUGCAGGCUGGCUGCUCAGUCCAGCGUGACACAGUUUUCAUCAACUGAGGAUGAGCUGGACCGGGUGGGAAGGAGUGAGGGCGACUGGGAAGAAGAGAGGGAUGAAGAGAUGACCGAGGAGCCUGAAGGAGAGAGAGGGGGACACGCAGAUCAACUUACCUACAAACUACGUGAGCUGGCCAGGCAGGUCAGAGCCAACCAGUUCUCGUCGACCGAAGACGAACUCGAUCGACUAGGUCUUAACGAGGAAGAUAUGGAGCGAGGGGGGGAGGAGGGGAGCGAGCGGGAGUGGGACGGGGAGAAAGAGGAGAUGAGGUCGAAACUUUACCGGCUGGCUAAGCAGGUGGACGCCUCCCAGUGCUCCUCCACGGAGGACGAGUCGGACAGAGCGGGUCCAGAGUCGGAGGGAGAGGAGGGCGGGGAGGGGGGAGGGGGGGAGAGUGAGAAGCUCCUGGAAGAAGGGUCGUUGUGGGAGAUGGAGGCAGAGAAGAAGGAGCUGGCUUCUAAAGUCCGAGACUUGGCAAGUCUCGUGAGCGCUUCUCAGUUCUCCUCGACAGAAGACGAGCUGGACAGGAUGGGAGAGGAAGAGAAGGAGCAAGAGAGGAAGGACAGGGAGAGGCUCUGGUUCAUGGGGGUAAAUAUGGAGGAAGAAAGAGGCAGAGGGAAGAGGGAGGAGAGGAGAGACAGCAUCGGAAAACUGGACGUGGGGCUGUUUGACUUUGACGACGGGGACAAGGUCGAAGACGGAGAGAGGGCGAUGGACUCGGAGGUGGGUGGAGACCAAAAGGACACGAGACGUGGAUACACACCUGUGGAGAGAGAGCAGGAGAUGAGAGGUGACCUGGCCGCACGACGGGAAAAACAAGAAGAAACACACGAGUCAGAUGAGACGGACGAAUCCUCAACCCAAAAAGGAGAAAGUCUCCCAAGAGCAGAACACGGACACACUGACGAAGGGCGAGCGAGCAUGAAAGGAGCCCCCGCGACUGAGAGAGAGGAAAGACAGGCGGGUGAGACAGGAGACCCCUCGGAGGAAAGGCCUGAGCUGCGGAGAACAGUCAGCGAGGAGGGAGUCAUGGAGUUUGACAGGAUCAUCAGCAGCAUAACGUUGGCCCUGGAUGAGGUGGAAGGGGAGAGAGACCCCUACGCAGAGUGGGAGAGAGAGAGACACGAGGACACGGAAGGAAGGACGGGUGAAGGAGAAGCGGAGGAGGACGAUGGGAACAAGGUGGGCAGAGAAACAGAAUCUAGCCGCGUCUCUGUCGAAGAAACUCACGAGAUGGCAGUUUGGUCAGAGGGACAGAGAGACACAGUGGAUCUGUCCGGACAGAAUGUUAUGGAUGGAGAGAACGUUUUGGGAAAAAAGGAGCAUGACAGUAAAGAAAAGGAAAGGAUGGAGCAUGAGUCGACGCAGUCAACAGCAGAACAGCAGAAUACAGAGAAGAGAAUAAAAGACAUAUCAGCAAUGGCAGAAAAAGACACUUGUCAGGAGACCGAGGAUGACAAAACGUACAGAGUUGUAUUUAAAAGGGUCGAGGUGGUGGAGGAAGAGAGAGAGGAAAAACAAGACAAGGAGAAAGAGGACAUGACUGCGGAAGGAAGUGACAUAAAUCUGGCAAAGAGGGAGGAAGAAGAAGCUCUCGGAGAAAGCGACAAUAAGAAUAAAUGUAAGAAUACAGAGGAGAGAGAGGAAGAUGUGGAAGACAACAGGCCUACAGAGCUGCAGGACAGCGCCCCCUCUGUUCAGGGGGACUUACUGUCUCCAGAAGAGAUACAGAAUAGGUACUCGGCGGUGUCCCUGCGCAGCAUCACCACCGAGGUGCUGAAGGUGCUGAACGCUACAGAGGAGCUCCUUCAGGGGAUGAAGGGCAGCGACUUGGCCAGCGGGGACCACCAGCCCCCAGCUGCCCCCCGGCUGCCCCCCAACACCGACAUCAAGAAACUGGAUGAGCAGCUGGGCAGGAUGGAGGAGAACGUUUAUGUGGCAGCGGGGACAGUUUAUGGCCUUGAGGCGGAGCUGGGUGACCUGGAGGAGUGUGCCAGGGGCGUCAGUGCCGCCACCUCCGAGAACGAACUGGCUUUCCUGGAGGACCAGGUGGCCUCGGCCGCAGCCCAGGUGCAGCAGUCUGAGCUACAGGUGUCCGACAUCGCGGCGAGGAUCGCAGCUCUGAAGAACGCCGGCCUCGACGUGAUACCUCAGACCCGCUUCGUCAAGCCCAAGACCCAACCACAAACCCUGGAUUCAUCUCGACAAUUCAGGAGGCGACUGCCAGCUCCGCCACUCAAAGAUAAGGAGACUUAGAGCUGGACGCAGGAGCACUGGCCCCAGACGCUGGGUCAUCCACACUCCUGACCUGUCAGUUCCCCACAGUAGUGCCUUGAAGCCUGAAUCUGCCGCCAGGAUGUGUCGUAAACAACGUACUCACAAGAUGGCUGCUGCUCACCCUAGGGCCACCAUCUGCCUUAAUACUCCACCUUCAGGAACCUUCAGGAACCUUCAGGAACCUUCAGACACCUCAGCAACUGUGGGAUGGUGUUUUACUAGUCAUAUUAUUUUCAGCCACUGUGUGUGGACAAGAGUUCCUUUAAAAAGAAGAUUAAAGAGAGGAACAAUUAUGUAAAAAAUAGAAAGAGUAAUGCCAUAGUGUUCAUCGCCAACUUGCUGCUGAGUUUAAUGUCUGUUGCUGUCUAUUAGUUGACCAAUCAGUGUCAUAUUUAUUUGAGAGGAUCAUCACUUCUGACACAACCGAACAAAACUGUGUGGUAAUUUGCUGGAAACUGUGAUUAUUACAUGAUUUGUGAUUCUUUAAUGAAUAAACAUACACUUCAUCACG
Osmerus eperlanus (European smelt) is the source of this 5243-nucleotide messenger RNA. Its product is annotated as rab effector MyRIP-like. The transcript has 16 exons. Gene Ontology annotation, cellular component: cortical actin cytoskeleton. The record is from RefSeq and is a predicted model, not a curated record. NCBI's taxonomy places the organism in Eukaryota, Metazoa, Chordata, Actinopteri, Osmeriformes, Osmeridae. Gene Ontology annotation, molecular function: myosin binding; actin binding; small GTPase binding. Gene Ontology annotation, biological process: intracellular protein transport. The coding region runs from base 407 to 4711 and encodes 1434 amino acids.